GGAAGGCAGAAAGGCAGCAGCCCAGAGACUUGGGUGGGAGGUGGCAUUUCAACAGGUGUUUGGAGACCGACUGUGCCAAGAACCGCCGGACAGGCUUCAGUGGAGACGGGCCUGUUGCAACCCUCCGGAAGCUCAUGGUCUGGUGGGGAGAUGACAGUCCAGCCAGCAGCUGGAGAACGACAUAGCCAGUGCCCGCUGGGGCCAGGGACAUCCAUAGUGCUGGGGUUGUGGGACCAGGAGGCCGGGGGGUUCUCACCAGGUUAAAGCAGGUUUCCUGGGAAGAAGUGACAUCUCAGCUGAGCCCUGAGGAUGCUGGCCCUGUGAUCGCCUCCUCAUCGCCCCUUCCAGCCGCCGGACUUCACCUCUGACUGCCGAUCCACCUCUGACCCCCCCGAUCCACCUCUGAGCCCCCGAUCCACCUCCGCCGGACUUCACCUCUGACCCCCGAUCCACCUCCGCCGGACUUCACCUCUGACCCCCGAUCCACCUCCGCCGGACUUCACCUCCGACCCCCGAUCCACCUCUGCUGGACUUCACCUCUGACCCCCGAUCCACCUCCACCGGACUUCACCUCUGACCCCCGAUCCACCUCUGUCUGACUUCACCUCUGACUCCCGAUCCACCUCGGAACCCCUGAUCCAUCUCCACCGGACUUCACCUCUGACCCCUCGAUCCACCUCUGCCAGACUUCACCUCUGACCCCCGAUCCACCUCUGCCGGACUUAAGCUCUGACCCCCACCCACCUCCGCUGGACUUCACCUCUGGCCCCCGAUCCACCUCCGCCGGACUCCACCUGUGACCCCCGAUCCGCCUGCUGCCUUGGGGGGCCCCUCCGUCCUCCACCCCAGCAAGAUGCCCAUCCUCAAGCAGUUGGUGUCCAGCUCGAUGCACUCCAAGCGCCGCUCGCGGGUGGACCUCACGGCCGAGAUGAUCAGCGCCCCGCUGGGCGACUUCCGCCACACUAUGCACGUGGGCCGGGCGGGGGACGCCUUCGGGGACACCUCCUUCCUCAACAGCAAGGCCGGGGAGCUGGACGGCGAGUCUGUGGACGAGCAGGCCCCGUCCUCCUCGUCCUCCAAGCGCAGCCUCCUGUCCCGCAAGUUCCGGGCCAGCAAGCGGUCCCAGUCGGUGACCCGGGGCGACAGGGAGCAGCGGGACGUGCUGGGCUCCCUGCGGGACUCAGCCCUCUUCGUCAAGAACGCCAUGUCCCUGCCGCAGCUGAAUGAGAAGGAGGCCGCGGAGAAGGGCUCCAGCAAGCUGCCCAAGAGCCUGUCGUCCAGCCCCGUGAAGAAGGCCAGCGCGGAGGGCAGCCUGGAGGAGGCAGCGCCUCGGCGAAACGGGGCCGCCGGCCCGCACUCCCCAGACCCCCUCCUGGAGGAGCAGGCCUUCGGGGACCUGACGGAUCUGCCCGUGGUGCCCAAGGCCAGCUUCGGGCUGAAGCACGCCGAGUCCAUCAUGUCCUUCCACAUCGACCUGGGGCCCUCCAUGCUGGGCGACGUGCUGAGCGUCAUGGACAAGGGGGGCGAGUGGGAGCCGGAGGACGGCGGUUACCAUGGCGACGGGGACCCAGCCGGCAGCCCGGCCCCCGCGCCCAGAGCGGCCGGGCAGGAAGGCGAGGGGGGCCCGGACGCGCCCUCCCGCGCCCUGCAGGAUGAGGGCUGGGCAGCGGCCGCCCCCAGCCCCGGCUCGGCCCGCAGUGCGGGCAGCCACACCACGCGGGACAGCAGCUCGCUGUCCAGCUGCACGUCCGGCGUCCUGGAGGAGCGGAGCCCCGCCUUCCGGGGGCCGGACCGCGCCGCGGCCACUGUCCCUGCACAGCCGCCCGACCCCGAGUUCUCCUUUAUGGACGAGGAGGAGGAGGACGAGAUCCGGGUGUGAGGCGAGCUGGAGGUCGGGGGCUCUGGGCGUGGUCCCCUCCCUGCCCCCAGCCACGCAGAGGCAGCCAAGGCCUUGACCCUGAGCCUCAUGGAUGAGGGGCACUGCGGAGCCUGGGGGCCCAGGACGGCUUGCAGCUGGCUUGGGUGCGUGACUGUUGUUUUUUUUUUUUUUUUGCACACCCUGCCCUGCCCCAGAGCUCCUAGGACGGGCCUGCGUGCUUGCAGCAGGCAUCAGCUCUCCCGACCCUAAGACCUCCAGCAGAUGCUCACUGGCAACCCGAGUCCCUGCCACGUGCGGCGAUAACAGGGCAGCCGGGGUCGCCAGGACUGAGGACACCUGACUGUGACCGGCAGCGGCCAUCAGAAUAAAUGCUUGUGCCAGGUCGCCUGCACGAGGAACCCCUCGGAGGCAAAGCCGACCUAACGUGUACACUAAACGCGACCCCUUCCGGGGACGAGAACAGGAUGCAGAACGGAAGGAAGGCUCCAGGCGGCUUGAAUUUUCAAUCAAGACGGGCCUUUCAGGAUGACACUAAGCUAGGCCGCAGCCCUAGCUCUCUCCCUCUGGGUCUGUUGGUUCUUGUGUUUAAAUCUUUCUAGAGCAAUACCUGGAGCGGUGUUGUAGACCCGCCACCCGGGAGGAAGACGAAUCCUUUUAGAAAGACCUUUAUACUAAGUGCUUCCAAACUUUAUUUAGAGCUGUAUGGGGUGGGAGGGGGUGGUCUGUGUGUGUCUGUCUUUGACCCCCUCCCCCAUAGCUAUUAACAACUGGGCAGGCAGCCAGUGUAGAAAAUUUCUGGAAAAUGAUUAUUAAAAAGGCUGUCAUUCCUACGGGGGCGGGGUAUAAAACCUUUCUUUGAAUUGGGUUGUUCCUUCCCCCUCCCCCAACCCGGACUGACUACUUCCCCUUCCUCUCUCAGGCCUCUGUCCAGGAACCCCCUUCCCCACCUCUGAGUCAACAGCCCUGAGAGCAGAGUGUUGCCAGAGUUAGCAACAAAACAAAACAACAGAGUGCUGAGUUAAAUUAGAAUCUCAGGCAUACAGAGGAUACUGUUUUAGUGGAAGUACGCCCCCUGCCUUAUUUGGCACAUACUUAGACUAAAAAGUUAGUGUUUUUCAUUCUGAAAUUCGAAUUUCCCUGUGUGCUUGAGUUGAGCUUGGGUGUGAGCUCCCAGAGUUCAAGCUGACUCACCUCCCCACGUGCCCUUGGAGCCAACGGAGGGCGGGGGCAGAGAAAAGCAGCACGGGAUCCAGCCAGGGCGGAGCAGAUGCGCACUCAGACUGUAGCUUAGUUUUUGAAUCGGGAGCCCCCUGGUUUCCAGUCCUGCAGCCCCCCGCCCCCCCCACCAGCUGCCCUUGAAACCCACCUAGACAGUGGUCAGUUCCAGAUUCUAAACUGUAUAUUUUUUUCCAUGAAAAUGUUAAAAGAGCAAGGAAACAUGAAAAUAAAAGGCUCUACGGCA
Cervus elaphus (red deer) is the source of this 3341-nucleotide messenger RNA. It is a transcript of the gene CDC42EP4, whose product is annotated as CDC42 effector protein 4. The coding region runs from base 854 to 1879 and encodes 341 amino acids. NCBI's taxonomy places the organism in Eukaryota, Metazoa, Chordata, Mammalia, Artiodactyla, Cervidae. The record is from RefSeq and is a predicted model, not a curated record. The transcript has 2 exons.